GUUAACUUGCAAUACGUCUUGCUGCACUUUCACUACCCUGAGAGCCACCAGCCUUCACAACUGGGGAGUGUUAGAGACAGGAAUUUUCCUCAAACGGCGUUGUGCUCAACUUCAACACACGGUCGCAGAGAAACAACAUUGCCUACCUCGAGGCCAACUCGUUAGAAGCGCAGUCGCUUGCUAACUGCGACGCCCUUAGCUCAGAAGACUAGGUCCACGCGGCAAUGGCUUUCUAUUGAGGCGGCACCGGCGCAGAGACAACGCUUGCCGCUUGCGCUGGCGGCACAUACAGCGCACUAGAGGCCCAGCCUCUCUGCCUUCUUCACACUCAGCAAGCGGCACCGCAACAGCCCUAUAAAAAUGCCGGCGAUUGGGAGGGCCAUCCAGCUUCUGAAGCUCCCCUUCGUCAAGGUCGGGACUGCCUACAACAAUGUGGCAGUCAAAGCGCCAAUGUUGACGGGCGUUGUGACGACGGUCGUCAAGACGAGCGCGGCCGACCUUUUCGCGCAGAAGGUGGUUGAGGGCCGCGACGAGGUUGAUUGGCGCCGGCACGGCAUGUUCGUCAUGUUUGGCUUCGGAUACCUGGGCUGCUGGCAGUACUACCUGUACAACAACCUGUUCGUCCGCUGGUGUGCGCCCAUCACCCGCGCGGUCGGCCACAUGGGCUCAGCUCCUGUCAAGGUGUUUAUCGACCAGUGCAUCCACCACCCGCUUCUGUACUUCCCGUGCUUCUACUCGCUAAAGGGUUUGGUGGAGGGCAAACCACUGGAGGAGUCGUUUGCGGACUACAAGGAGCACCUGUGGGACAACUGCAAGGCGCUGUGGAUGAUCUGGGUGCCGGCACAGAUGGUUAACUUCACUGUCGUGCCGCUGCACCUGCGCAUCCCUUUCGUGGCGGGCGUGUCCUUCGCCUGGACGGUGGUGAUCAGCGUCAUGCGCGGUGCCAUGGAUAAGGCGCCGCCCAGCAAGGAGGAAGCAGCGGCUCCCUCCAUGGUGUCGCAGGCGGCCGCCGCGGCGGCGUCGGCAGCAUCGGGUGUGGCGCGCACCUCGCCCAUCUCGCUGCAGCCUCUGCUGAACACGGCCACGGCAAGUAGCGCUGACUCUGGCUCGCUGGAGGACGCGGCGUCGGCGGGGCCCGUGGGCCUGCAGCAGCUGGUAGCUGGCAACGAGCAGGCAGACAGUGCCUCGGCGCCUAUGCUGCUGCGUUAAGGAGCGAAAAUGCAGGGAGACUGGAGGCACACAGCUGGACCGCGUUGUGGGGGCUGUCCAACGUAUGUGAACCAGCCCUGCUCGGCUUGGUAACCUGAGCAAGCGGAUAUCAGGAAAGUACGGUAUAAUGGUUUGUUGUUCCUAACAUAUUCGGCAUUUGAGCACUAUUUCUCUUUGCUGCCCGUGCAUGUGACUAGGUGUGGGCGCGCGGCGUAAGCCCUGCGUCCCUGUGCGGUCGUUGGGUAUGGGGCAGCAUAACAUUGCGUUUUCCCUCGUGGCAAUGGAAGCCAGUGGCAGGUGUGUGCAAUGGUUCAAAAGGCCAGUAGUACGGCUGUGACAACGUGCCGUCAGCUGGGAGGGGGGAUACAGACAGUUGUGCACUGUACGGACACUUAGACUGCUGACUGCUUAGGAGGCUUGGGUACAAGGGAUAGAAUUGGAGCGCCAGGUACGCGUGGUCAGUUUCGAGUUUGCGUCCGAGAGUCGCGGGCACAUAGUUGCAGCGAUUACGUGUCAUAGUUAUUCGGGAGGUAGCAUGAUGCUGCAUGCACAGCAAGCUACGUGCGAUUCACGAGCAUGCAUGGGUGGAGGGACGGUGUGCUCGUCAAUGACGAGAGAGUUGCAUGAGUUGAAGAGUGAGAGAGGCAAGUGAGCGCUGGGCGCGGUAACGAACAGCCCAAAGCGACAUAUUCGCCCCAAAAACCGACAUGCAUGGCUGAUUGAGGACGCGGGCCCGCCAGGGGUCUCGGAUGGUGCACAGCUCCGGCCUGGGACCCAAUAACCUAUCGUGAAGCCAGGACACCGCCCCCGAACAUGUCAAGGUUGACGCAGGGUAUGGCGCUGUCCUUGACCGUUGCGUUUUUUCAAGCAUGUCAAUGACCGUCUAGCUG
Messenger RNA from Chlamydomonas reinhardtii, 2099 nucleotides. RefSeq lists its product as uncharacterized. Gene Ontology annotation, cellular component: cytoplasm; membrane. The record is from RefSeq and is a predicted model, not a curated record. NCBI's taxonomy places the organism in Eukaryota, Viridiplantae, Chlorophyta, Chlorophyceae, Chlamydomonadales, Chlamydomonadaceae. Bases 361 to 1209 code for a protein of 282 amino acids. The transcript is spliced from 6 exons.